Molecule: messenger RNA, 1614 nt
Organism: Penicillium samsonianum
Lineage: Eukaryota; Fungi; Ascomycota; Eurotiomycetes; Eurotiales; Aspergillaceae
Product: sugar porter family MFS transporter
Exons: 3
Coding region: 1-1614 (537 amino acids)
Biological process (GO): carbohydrate transport; transmembrane transport
Cellular component (GO): membrane
Molecular function (GO): carbohydrate:proton symporter activity
Source: RefSeq, a predicted model, not a curated record
AUGGGGUUUUUCAAUCGGCUGCGUAUGACAGACACUCCUAAAGAAGUCUUUAACCGCCGCCUCUUUUGGUCUGUUGGAAUCUUCGGUAUCCUUGGGGCGGGCAGAGGAAUCGAUGAGGGCCUCGUUGGCGGCAUGAUCUCGCUCAAAAGCUUCAAAAGCGAGUUUCCAUUAGAAGUGGGCUCUGCGUCGGAGAUCGCGAACCGCGAAUCAAAUAUCACUAGUAUGUUGCAGCUUGGAUCAAUAGGCGGCGCACUGCUAGCGUUUCUUCUGUGUGAUCGAAUCGGCCGUGUAAGAACACUGCAGGCCCUCACCCUGAUAUGGGCCCUUGGCUUUGUGAUCGUCAUUACUAGCUUCGGCAACAUCGGACAGAUUCUUGCCGGCCGCUUGAUCGCCGGCAUCGGCGUUGGUAUGACCACGGUGGUUGGCCCGACAUAUUUAGCAGAGGUUGCUCCGAAGGAGAUUCGUGGUAUGUUGACCAAUAUCUUUGCCGGCGCCGUGUACUUCGGUGUCAUGAUUGCCUAUUUUGCAAAUUGGGGCUGCUCUGUGAACAUCUCCGAUUCUUCUCGGUCCCAAUGGGUAAUUCCACAAUCUGUUCACAUCAUGUUUGCAGGAAUUAUCUUCCUUGCAUCUUGGACCGUUCCUGAGACUCCUCGCUACCUUGCCAUGAAGGGAAGGUAUGAACAAGCUCUUAAUAAUCUCUGCAUACUACGUCAACUGUCAUCCGAUCAUCCAAGCAUCGUGUCUGAGAUGCUCGAGGUUCGCGAUCAACUAGAGAGCGAACAGGAAAGCAGCCGUGGAUCUUCAUUUUGGGGGAAAUUGAAGGAACUUGUCACGAUCCCAGCGAAUCGCUACCGCUUGAUGCUGGGCGUGAUGUCGCAACUGCUCGGGCAAUGGUCUGGCGCGUCGGCGAUUACCAUUUAUGCAACCAGCUUUUUCGCAGCGCUUGGAAAAACGGGCCAAAGCGAAAAACUUUUCGCCACGUGCAUCCUAGGCAUUGUCAAGUUUGUCUCCGCCUAUAUUUCCGCAUUCUUCCUCAUUGAUUUCCUCGGCCGUCGUCGCUCCCUUUACACAGGAAUCAUCUUGCAGGCCCUUACCAUCUGCUACAUGGCCAUUUACCUGGCUAAAGUUCCUGCGUCGGUCCAUGUCGGCGAUGAUGGUGCAAGUGCGAUAACGGGCUCUGCCAAACGUGCGGGCAUUGGCGCAGUCGCAGCAAUCUAUCUCUCUGGCUUUGGCUGGGCAAUCGGCUGGAACUCGUUCCAAUAUUUGGUCAACGCGGAGAUUUAUCCCAGUCGACUGCGCGCGCUGGGCUCGUCAAUUGUGAUGUGCACCCAUUUUGCGAAUCAAUUCGGUAAUACCAAGGCUGUUCCCAGCAUGAUCAUUGCAAUGACCAACUACGGCUUUUUUGUAUUUUGCACGGCGGUUUGUGUUGUGGGCCUUCUCUGGGUUUGGUUCUUUGUCCCUGAAACUGCAGGAAGAAGCCUUGAAUCGAUGGAGACAUUGUUCGAUCUACCUUGGCAUCAGAUCGGUCGUCAUGGGAAACACCUUGCUCCUGAUGGGAUUGAUCACUUUGACGAGAAUGACAGAGAGAAAGCCGCUGCAGUUCACCAGGAGUAG